Molecule: messenger RNA, 1393 nt
Organism: Acaulospora morrowiae
Lineage: Eukaryota; Fungi; Glomeromycota; Glomeromycetes; Diversisporales; Acaulosporaceae
Source: the annotation of a GenBank genome assembly
AAAAACCAAUAAUCUGAUUUCCGAGCAUAGAACACCAGAACAACACAAUGGAAAAAUGAAACACCUACUUGUCACUCACGACAACCAUUCUGCGAGAAAUUCAAGGGCCAGGAGAAUAUCUCUUAUGUCCCAAAGUGCCGCAAUCAUAACUGAAGAUGUCGGAGCACUAAGCAAUAGGGUAAGAGUGAAGGAACUCGAAAGUAGCAAGAGAGACAUCAACGCAAUAGAAGCUGGGAAGGAACCAGGAAAGAAUGAUAAGUUAGUGACUCUAGAACAAAGAGACCUGGUUGUAACUGAGAUUCGUUUCGAAAGGGGCCAACGUAGUAAGAGGACAGAAUCAAUGGAAAGAGGCGUAAUGUCAGAAACAUCUGGAAGUAGGAAAUCGAAUCGAGUCGAUGGAGGACCUACCAUAGGAAUACCGGACAAGUGCAAGAAUAGGUUAGACAGUUAUAAUAAAAUCGUACCCAUCGAUACAAUUGAACUUAUUAAAAAGAAAGAAGGAUUGGGAGUCGAUAAUGGACCAGUCAGGUACCAUAACGAUGAUGAUAAUACCAUACUCGCAAAACAAGACAUCCAUCCAUCAGAGAGGAAUGGAGUAAUGUUGAUACCGACUGGUGACAUCAUGAUUGCAAGUUGUGAUAACCCAGGAGAAUGUAGCAAAAAGGAAAACGGAGAAUUAGUAAUUAAUGGCAUGAGGUAUUGGAACACAGACGAACUUACCAUGAUGAGACCUAAAGCGAAUAGGGUGGGGUUGAGAUAUCAUGAUGAAGGAUGGAUCACGAUUUAUGAGUGGGAUGCCCACCCCCCUGAGAGUAAAACGGAGUAUGAAACGGAAGGAGGAAUGAUGUUUGUAAGUACGUGGGAACCAUGGGACCCUGAGGACAGCAGAAAUGAUAAUGUUACGAAAGAGGAAUCUACAAACGAUGACGAAUUAGCAGAUCAAGAUCAUUGGGAAGAAGUAGUGUUGAUACCAACCAGUGUCGUCACGAUUGAAAACAUGAUAAAAAUACAAAACUGGGAAUUAGUGAGUAGUGGCGCGAGGCAUGGAGAUAUGGACGAACUUACCGGGGGGAGAUCUGACGUGAAUGGAGUGGGAUUGGAGUAUCAUGAUGAUAAAGGGAUGGUGACCGAUGACCCCCCUGAUAGGAAUAAAGUAGAGUGGAAGAUGAAGGAGGGGCCGGUGGUUGUGAGCAUAUGGGAACCAGGGGUACCAGGAGACAAAGCAUGGCAACGAUGGGUGAACAUGCACCUACGCGAGGUAAUUGAGAAGCUCGAGGUGGCAUGCUAUAACUUCGUUGCAAAAAUAGUACACUGCGCCAUGAUGAUAACCAUUAUGACAAUUCUAAUGAGUAACAAAACCAUUCCGAAAUCUGAAAGUGCAGGGAUAGUGUGA